AUGUCCCGUGGUGUUACUUCAUCACCCAGCGCCCUGGCAUCCAGUGUGACAUCAUCAUCCACUGUCCGCUUGUCCACUGGAGGAAGUGAGUGUGACUUCUGUUCUUGUUACAGAGACACGAUGGAGGAGUUAACCAUGGGAACAUCCAUAGAGACAGGGCUCACAACUGUGACCACCACAACCAUAAGCUUCAACCACAACCACUGCACGUCCUGCAACCACGACUACAACACAGCCAAUCACAGAGACCCCAACCACAACAACAACCGGCAGAACUACAACCACUACCACCACCACUGCUCCAGCCUCAGGCGGACUCACCUGUCACCACAAUCCCAAAGACGAAACCCAGAGGGACUACAACCAGCCUCCUCACCCCCCUUCCCCUUCAUCACCACCAUGGAGGCUCCACCCCACAACAGUGUAACGCUCACAGAGAAGAUCUGGGUUAAAACAAUUCUGACCAUCCAUGUGGAGACAGUGUUUGGCUCGCCCAAUGUGACGGUGGGCUACCACGUGAUUGGAGCAGACAUAGUGUACCCGCCCUCUGUGGUGGUCGAGGCGCUUCACUCCUACGGCUGGGAUAGGCUGAUGGGUGACGUGCGACAGUUUGUCCCCAUGGUCCAGGGAGAUGACCCGCGGUCCUGUCGGUUCUCGCAGAUGAUGGAACAGAGGCUGGAGAACGUGUUCUCUGAGGCCCAGGCCAAAGUCCUGGACGUCCACACCAGACUCUCUGUCCAGAUGCUGAGUGUGUCUCAGUCAGUGGGUUCUCCUGCUGUGUCUCUGGUCUACAUGGUGAGGAACGGGACCGCCCCUCUCAACGGCACCGCCGCCUCUAACCUCCUGGGUCAGCUGACCGCCGAGAUGGUCGGCUACUUCCUGUUCUACCCCCCGCUGGUCAUUGCUGAACCAUUGGAAUACCACAACCUCAAUACGUCCAUCGCUACCAGAGACUUCUGGGUAAUCACAGUCAUCCUGGAUGUGGAUAACUCAUCUCUUGAGAGCCAGUACCAGAGCUUUGCCAGUGUCAUGGAGCAGCGCCUGGCUGAUCUGUUUGUGGUUGCUCGCCAGCAGGGCACUCGCUUCAGGAGAGCCACCACCGUGGACAGCUACACUGUCCAGAUGGUGAGUAUCCGUCGAGUGAUGGGUCAGAAGAACCCAGCAGAGAUGACCUACUACGUUCAGUUGAACGGUCUUCCGUUACCAGGCACGUCAGCCGCCAAGGUCCUGAACACGCUGGACUCUCAGACCAUGGCCCUCACACUGGGCUACUUCGUUCAGCUGCAGGCUGAACCCGUGGUGAAGAAUCCUCCCAACAACCUGUGGAUCAUCGCCGCGGUGCUGGCCCCUAUCGCCGUGGUAACGCUCAUUAUCAUCAUCAUCACCGCAGUGCUCUGCCGGAAGAACAAGAGUGACUUCAAAGCCGACGCCAUGGGCAACCUCAACCCCCGUGUCAAGACGGCAUAUCGGAGGGAUGUUACAGGAUAUUACCACCAGCCUGUCCAGGGGUUCGACUAUGCCAAGCAGCACCUGAGCCGGGUACAGGGUGGGGAGGGGGAGACCCUCCCCGUGACCCAGGACACCCUGGUGCUGCCCCUGCCCAUCCGGGAAGCCCCCCUCUCCCUCUCCCUGGAGAAGGCCCUGCACCAGGAUGGCACCGCCAACAAGAAGACCCUCAACUCGGACAUACGCAAGAGCAGGUUGCCGAGCGAGGAUGGUUCCGUCAUCAGCAACGAAUCAGAGAAGCUCGACUCUGGCAGGGGCUCGGCGGCUCAGAAAGUCACAGCACAGCAGAAAUUGACAAAGGAGGAGAAGCGCAAGAGGAACGAUCCCUACGACACCUCGUUUGGCUCCCUGCAGCUCAUUUCCAUAAAGCCCAUGACGGCGCCGCCCACCUAUUCACACCCGCCUCCUCCUGACCGCAGCCAAGACUCAGCCAUCCUCAAUGGAAAUGGAGAGCUGAACCUAGCUCUGAAGCAGAAGUCAGACAUAGAGCACUACAGGAACAAGCUGAGGCUGAAGGCUAAGAGGAAAGGCUACUAUGACUUCCCCUCAGCAGACGGCAGCGGGAGUAGUAGCAGGGUGCUGGCACAGAGGCAGAGGCACGGGCACGAGAGGGCACCAGGAGAGCAUGGCACAUCACCGGAGCCUGAUGAAGACCGGGCAUCCACCUACGUCCAAGUCCCGCAGGAGGUGAGGCAGCGGACCUAUCGGAGCAGGCAGAGCCUGAACAGCCCGAGUCCCGGAGGAACAGAGAUGGACCUGCUGGUGAUGAGGGAGAGACCCAGGAGAGGCAUCGGGAACAGCGGCUACGACACUGAGCCGGAGCUGAUUGAGGAGACCAACGUGGAUCAUCUGAUUGGCCCGCGGGGUGGUUAUGUCUGCCCCAGAGGGGUCAAAGGUCACUCAGAGACCUCCACGUUGAGCUCCCAGCCGUCCAUCGAUGAGGCACGCCAGCAGAUGCACCUGCUCCGAGAGGCCUUCAGCUCCUGGCCCUCAGGGGGACACUCCUCCACAGCCGGACGCCACCACCACUCCCAUCAUCCCCACCCCCACCACGGUUACCAUCACGGCCACUACAGCCCCCGGACCUCCACCCCCUGCCCCUACUCUGAUGUGGUGACCAGUGCCCCAGGAACCAUGAGCCGUGGCCGGGAAGAGGGCUGCAGUGGGUGCCGGCAGUACGGGACGGAUAUGUAUCAGUGCAGCCUCCCCAAACCUGCCUUUAGGUUCACCCAGCUUCCUGACAUGGCUAUGGGCUCUCCUCCACCCCCUAUUCCCCCUCGCACCGGCCCCCCUCCUGGGACCUCUCUAAGACGCUCGUCUUCUGACCUGGGGUCCAAGGCCAGGACCUCGGAGUCGUCUGGGACCAACAUGACGGACAUGCAGACCCAGCAUAAUGACAGCAGCGUCCCCUAUGUCCCCCUCUCCAGAGCAGCACUCCCUUCAGUCCCCCUCUCCAGAGCAGCACUCCCUUCAGUCCCCCUCUCCAGAGCAGCACUCCCUUCAGUCCCCCUCUCCAGAGCAGCACUCCCUUCAGUCCCCCUCUCCAGAGCAGCACUCCCUUCAGUCACAGCAGAACAGCCUGUGUCCACCUACUCAGGAAACCCCAUCACAGCGGUGUACGCCAUCCCAGCCUCGCGGUCGGGCUACUCUGAGUACUUUGCCUCCACGCCCCCGUCCUCCUACCACAGCCCAUCCUGGAUGUCCUACCCCCCCGAGCCUGAGGACGUGCCUCCCCAGUGGGCAGACUCUGUGGCUCUCCCAGGCUACGUGGACGCCUUCCCUCAUCCCCGCUACCCUCAAGGCAGCUCCCCCAGACUCCCCCUACACUACGGCCAAGCCAUGGAGCCACCCCCCACCUCGACCACCGCAGCGUUCCAGCAGAGCCUGCCCGAUGUGGGGGAGCCCAGAGACAGAGUCCCUCUCAGCAGCCUCUCCACCUCCGCCCUGGUGCAGGCCAUCCGCCAGGAGGUGGCAAAGCUGGCCAAGAAGCAGACAGAUAUGUUUGAGUUCCAGGUGUAAUCUCUCACUCUAGUGGCCGGGAGGUGGAAUUGCAGCACUCUCUUUUCUGAACAUGCUGUAACACUAGAGACUGAACAAACUCUCUAUCUCAGCUUUUUUGAUAUUUGUAUAUUAAGACUUAUAAAAGCUUCUCUCUCUAUCUCUAUCUCUAUCUCUAUCUCUAUCUCUAUCUCUAUCUCUAUCUCUCUCUCUCUCU
Molecule: messenger RNA, 3721 nt
Organism: Coregonus clupeaformis (lake whitefish)
Lineage: Eukaryota; Metazoa; Chordata; Actinopteri; Salmoniformes; Salmonidae
Product: UPF0606 protein KIAA1549L-like
Source: RefSeq, a predicted model, not a curated record